Callorhinchus milii (elephant shark) is the source of this 888-nucleotide messenger RNA. RefSeq names its product nuclear transcription factor Y, beta a (gene nfyba). Gene Ontology annotation, cellular component: nucleus; CCAAT-binding factor complex. Gene Ontology annotation, biological process: regulation of transcription by RNA polymerase II. Gene Ontology annotation, molecular function: DNA-binding transcription activator activity, RNA polymerase II-specific; RNA polymerase II cis-regulatory region sequence-specific DNA binding; protein heterodimerization activity. The coding region runs from base 194 to 829 and encodes 211 amino acids. The record is from RefSeq and is a predicted model, not a curated record. NCBI's taxonomy places the organism in Eukaryota, Metazoa, Chordata, Chondrichthyes, Chimaeriformes, Callorhinchidae. The transcript is spliced from 7 exons.
CCCCUGACAUGGAGCUCAGGCCCACUCCGUGAGCUCAGGCCUCGGGGGUUUUGCUGUGUCGGUGACCUCCCCUCUCCCCUCCCCCCUGGUCUGGAGCAAAGGCGAGACGAGACUCUUCCCAUUGCCACCGGCGGCUGUGGCAAACCCGAGGCUGAGAGUGCCGGUCAGUAACCUGGUCUGACAUCAGCCGCCAAUGUGUCCAAAGAUGGAUGGCGACGGUUCCACAACAGAUGCUUCGCAGUUAGGAAUUGCUGGCGAUUAUAUAGGUGGAAGUCACUAUGUGUUACAGUCCCAUGAAGGAGAUACAGAUGAAGGGCUUGGUGAUCAUGAUGACACAAAUGGCUCCAAAGAAUCCUAUAGAGAACAAGACAUCUAUCUUCCGAUUGCUAAUGUCGCUCGGAUAAUGAAAUCAGCCGUGCCUACAACAGGAAAGAUUGCUAAGGAUGCUAAAGAGUGUGUUCAAGAGUGCGUGAGCGAGUUUAUCAGUUUUAUAACGUCAGAAGCCAGUGAAAGGUGUCACCAGGAGAAACGCAAAACUAUCAACGGAGAAGACAUCCUUUUUGCUAUGUCUACACUGGGGUUUGAUAGUUAUGUGGAACCACUAAAACUGUACUUGCAGAAAUUCAGAGAGGCAAUGAAAGGGGAGAAAGGAAUAAACCCGGCAACAGGUGGAAGUGCUGAUGGGCUUGGCGAGGAACUCACAGAAGAAUCAUUCUCUAAUCAAUUGACAACAGGACUGAUCACUGCUGAUGGCCAGCAACAAAAUGUGAUGGUUUAUACAACAUCUUACCAACAGAUUUCAGGUGUACAACCAAUUCAGUUCUCCUGAUCGAAAUGUAAGAUGUAGAAACGUAUGAAACUGUGUGAUAACAGAUUACUGGCUGAAAA